GCAGGGCAGGGCAGGGCAGGGCCGGGCCGGGCCCGUUCUGGCUGUGCGUGUGAGUGGGCGACGGAUGCGUCCUUGUUUCUGCCUCCCGCAGUUCACCCGGUACUCGGCCCUGUUGAUGGGGAUGAUCUACGGCAAGAAGCGAUACGACUACCUAAAGCCAAUUGCCGAAGAAGAGAGAAGAAUAGAGGCUGAAGAGAAAAAGAAACGUGAAGAGCUUGAGCGGAUUGCAAAAGAACUUGCAGAAGCGAGUGAAGAGUCCAUAUUGAAAUGAACAAGAGAUUGCAUCUUAAUUUCACACAUGGAAAUACAUGGCUAGGCUCUGAAGUGUCCAGUGGUUGAUGGACUCUGCAUGCUACUCUAUCAAAUAAAGUACUUGGAACAUUU
This is a messenger RNA of Calidris pugnax (ruff), 384 nucleotides long. It is a transcript of the gene ATP5ME, whose product is annotated as ATP synthase, H+ transporting, mitochondrial Fo complex subunit E. The transcript has 3 exons. Gene Ontology annotation, biological process: proton motive force-driven ATP synthesis. NCBI's taxonomy places the organism in Eukaryota, Metazoa, Chordata, Aves, Charadriiformes, Scolopacidae. The record is from RefSeq and is a predicted model, not a curated record. Gene Ontology annotation, molecular function: proton transmembrane transporter activity. The coding region runs from base 65 to 271 and encodes 68 amino acids.